This is a messenger RNA of Astrephomene gubernaculifera, 1912 nucleotides long. The record is from the annotation of a GenBank genome assembly. Lineage: Eukaryota; Viridiplantae; Chlorophyta; Chlorophyceae; Chlamydomonadales; Astrephomenaceae.
GCACAACGAGAGUCUGUCACCUUCCAAGGUGAAGCGACAGGAGACGAUGUCUCCAUCCGGGGCGUCGUCUGCGGCAAGCGCCAUUGCCGGCAGCCCCAGGCUCCUCCGACGGCUUGUGGCGUUCCAGCCGACACUGGCUUUUGCUCCGCAGGACAGCUUGGAUUACGCAGUCAGGGACAGCCAUUGCGUGUUGAUCGGGCCUGCCGUACCAGGUGCCGACGAUGGCGACAUCUCCAUGUCGGCGGUUGCGCUAGAGGUCAGCGGUUCCUGCAUUGAACGCUUCCGUGACGCGCUCGGCAACAUUGUCACCGUCGACCCGGUGGUGGGUGCGGCCAUCCAGUCGACAAGGCCUCUUGCACGUCUGUCGCAGCUGUCCUACGUGCAGCUGCAUACGGAUGGACUGGCGAAUGUGGUGGUGGAACCCACUGAUCGGUUCAUCGAGCUCGGCCCUCAUGACGUGCGGAUACUGCCCAAUCCACCUGUUAACGACAACCCCAACGUCGCCAACCUCGCCCCGACGCUCAUGGUCCCGUACGGCACGUUCACUGAGUACGUCGGCAACGGGGAGACGUACAAGAAGGUGGACGCCAUGAUCGCCGUCCAAGACGUUUCCGGACCGGUGCCUUUGCCUUUCAAGGUAUCCCUGAAGGCGCGUGCUGCUGCCCUUCCUUCCGCGAUGGAGCGACUGCUGCAGAGCGCAGCCUCCCAGCAGCUGCCACUGUACGCGAACGGGUUCCAUGAGCGCAAGAACCCCACGUACGGAGGAACCAUGUGGAUCAACAACACCUACUUCUUCGGCGCCCCCGUUACGCGCCGGGUUCAGCCAUUCCUGGAGAGGGCUAACGCCGCCAUCGCUGCUGCGGGUAACCCUGUCCCGGUUGCGUGGACGAGCCGCCUGGCGCAGGAGUGGGACGCAACCAUCGAGUCGGCACUUCCGCAAGACGGAGUGAUGGAGAACGCCUCCGUCCAGCCUCUGAUCGUCAGGCCCGUGCUUGGCGAGGCCCACGUUUUCCCGAUGGCCCUCACUCACCAGGGUCGCCACUACGCGGUGUACGCUGACACCCUGGAUGUCCUCCGCCACGUCCCCGGUUACGUCCAGGAGUUCGGCGACGUCGACAUUUCGGAGGUGCCGCAGCGGUCCCUGUCCCGCUUCCUGCAGGAGCCGUUCGAUCUGCAUGUCGACGUGGAUAUCCGGACCAUUGACCGCCACACCCGGAUCGUCCGCAUGACGCCGCGAUAGUAGGGUAGUUGAUUGAUGCCCGUGCGGUCGUUAUGUUUGUCUCGGCAGGGACAACUACAUGCGGAGUACCAUGAAGUGCGGGGCAGUGUUGCGUCAGGUGUCGCUGACAUGUCGAAUGGUCCCUUCUGGAUGGAUUGCUGUUGUCGUACACACUGCUAUCCCCACCGUCUGUACGGUAUAAGAAAUGGAAUGUUGGUGUGGCCGUGUUGAUAAGAAAUGGAAUGUUUUGGUGUGGCCGUACAUGUUGCUGUCUUUCCGUACAUUCUGCUGUGUCUACCGACCGCAUGUGCCUAUAGGAAAUGGACCGAAUGACAAGAUGCGUCGGUGGUGCAUGUGAUGUGCUGCGUCGUUGCCUGAUGCGUAUGCCCAUACUAUCGUUUCAAUACAUUGUCUCCGUAAGGACUGCCGUUUGGGGAUAUUGGAUACGUUUGCAUUCGAACGUUGUUAUUCGAUCGCAGCCCUUGCAUGCCGUUUUUUUCUUACUUUCUGUGGGUCGGUGAGGUCGCACCUGCUGCUAUCCUUCUGUACAUUCUGCUUUCUGUGUCGUUGACGGUUGAAUGGAUGACAUGGGGCACCGAUGAUAUGGGUGACAUAGACCGUCACAGCAUGAUAGCAGCUCCAUCACGCAAUAGGUCUGUACGGGUUGCAUGAACUGGACAGCAAUUGCCACAC